AUGAAACACCUGCAGAGCAAGGGACCACUGGUGAAGCUCAUGCGGUGGCUGAGCUGGUUCCAGUCCAGCCGGUGGUAUGCAGGUGAUCUUUUGGCAACUCGAAUGAUAUUCGAAAGCGAGUCGUAUGCGGAGGACGAUGUGGAGUUGAACACGAUCACCGAAGACAGAGAUACCAAGGAUGCUGCAGAGGAACUGCGGAAGCUGAAGAAGAGCAUGGGUCAGUGGAAGCUUUUUCCGAAGUUGUGCACGAAGAAAAACGUGCUGGUGUCGGAAAUCCUCUGCAUGGUCAGUCGUGCUACAUGUGAUGCACAUGCAGACAAUGCUAGAGAGAACAUGAACCCGAAGGAGGUCUUGAAUGACAGAGUGGCACGGGCCCAAGACAACGGCUGGUGCUUGGAGCUGGUCAAGAUGGCCAAGCACUCCUUCGGAGACAGCGUGGCCUUGACAAAGAUGUUUCGGUCAGAGGAGGAAAGCACAGUCCAGCUGCAGUGGAUUCAGAGCUACUUCCGAAGCCUGUGCAAACAGCGGGCCAUGUCUCUCUUUGCGGAGAUGCAGGUGCCGCCACUGAAGUGGGCGGGACUUCUUGCAGCGAGCCCUGAGAGGUCCCGGGCAGCUCUGCGUGCAGCGAAGCGGGAGUGGGGCAUCGUCAUGCAUGCAGAAGCCGCCUGGGCAAGAGGAGAGGAUGUCCCGAUACUGGACAGCGUGGUUUGGCAACGGAUUCCGUUGGUGAGACUGCUGGGCAUGGCCAUCGAGCGAUGCGGGGAUAAUGUCAGCGAGGAAGCACGUGGUUUGAUGACCUUGUUCCUUCAGACUCUGGGCGAGAGCCGAGUGGUUGAAAACACACAUCAAACGGCCAAAGACAUAUUUGGCGGGGCAAGGCAUGACAAGUCCUCCAUCUGCAAGAGGCAACAUGCUGUCUUGCACUCCCCUGCUUUGCCAAGCAAGGGGGUGGCAUGCGUGCCGCUGCCCGGCAAGGCUGAGAAGGCCGAGUCGGGUUUGUGGGGUGCGGAGAGCAAGCUGGGUAGGACACCUGAGUUCGUCCGCAAAGCUCUUCCUGGCAGUCACAAGGUCUCCCCAGAGAUACAGGCCAUGAUGAAGCCAAAGACCAGUGACCACGCGUGGCCGAGCCCGACCCCUGCAAGCAUGUUUAGCAAUGCAUGCGCUCAUCAUGCACUCCAAGAACUUUGGCCAAACAAGAUGGAGACAUACUAUUUGGCAGAAGUCAUCGGGCAGCCAGGCAAUUUGGUCUUUCAGAAGAGCAGCAAAAGGCUUUGCUACGUCGUCGCCGUGACUGAGUUUGCAUGGGUCAGCUGGGAGAUGAAGAAUGCCGGCCUCGAGGACGGCGCAAGCCUCUGGGAAAUGCCACUCAGCGGCAAGCAAACCCGGAAAUUGGAUCCGUCAGCCAUUCGCUGCGAGACUGUCGUGGACCUGAAGAUGUGGGCUCACAUCCCGAGCGAGCUUGUGAGAUCGCAGCGAACGGGCUGCCUCGUCUUUCGGACGUGCGGCAAAGCAAUUUCGCUGCUGGAAGCACUGUGCUUGCAAGGAACACCAUUGACAGUGGCCGCCUUGAAGCGUAUCUUGCAGCAUAUGGCGGGGCCUGGGCCGAAGCUUGGCAUGAGUGUCAAAGCAGAUUCUUUGCGACGGAUCUUGUACAAGGCGGUGUUUGGUGCAGACAGCAACAGAUUGGCACAGGCGGAACAGGCAUAUUCGAAGGCCUCGCUUCGGCAAGCUGAGCUGUUGGAGGCAGACUUGCAGGAUCCUCUCAUGGAGCAGGUCUUGGAGGCCUUUCAAGAAGAACAUUACAAUGCCAAGGAAGUCCAAGACAUGCAGAAAAUCAAGAAACAGCGAAACAGCUGUAAGUCUGACAAGCUGCUGGAAGAUGUGGUUCCUCGGAAAAGCAAGAAGAUGCCCGUCAAGAGAAAAAAACCGUUGGGCGAGCAGUUCUGGCUGCGGGCUAGGAAGCGUGCGAAGCUGGAGGCAACAGAGACACCUGCGAGACAUGAUCAGGAAGGCCUUCCUGGCCCAUCCAGUCAUGCAGCCGCUUCGGCUUCUGCGGGGCCACAGCAGGACCAACCUCGAGCAGACCCGAGCAAGGGCAGGUCAACGGCUUUUGCGAGGAAGUGCGAGCAGACCCCAAAGGCACUGAAAACACUGCUGCCAGGCAGCGGUGCAAUUUCUGGUGUCUUCUAUGCCAAGUAUGACGGGGACAAGCAGUUCUUCAAAGUGGAGUAUCCCAUCGGCAACCCGGCCGGAUGA
Symbiodinium sp. CCMP2592 is the source of this 2256-nucleotide messenger RNA. The record is from the annotation of a GenBank genome assembly. NCBI's taxonomy places the organism in Eukaryota, Dinophyceae, Suessiales, Symbiodiniaceae.